Messenger RNA from Haemonchus placei, 279 nucleotides. NCBI's taxonomy places the organism in Eukaryota, Metazoa, Nematoda, Chromadorea, Rhabditida, Trichostrongylidae. The record is from the annotation of a GenBank genome assembly.
UUGCCUUCUGAAAAUAAAACCAUCUACAGGAAGCAAAUAGGCUGCGAUCGAUGUCAUAGAGAAGGUUGUGAAAUCGAAGAAAAAGCAGGGGAAGACCUUCAAGCUUACUACCAAUGCCCUCAUGGCUUACUUCCGUUGAACGACACCACCGAAGAAUGCCACUGUCAGAGCCCAAUGCUUGCCAUACACUUAGGUUCGGCCUACCCACCCAAACGACCAGAUGAACCGACCGAUCUCAGACCACGUAGCAGUACUUCACCAACCCGUCGGAAGAAUUAA